Molecule: messenger RNA, 3430 nt
Organism: Oreochromis niloticus (Nile tilapia)
Lineage: Eukaryota; Metazoa; Chordata; Actinopteri; Cichliformes; Cichlidae
Product: protein bicaudal D homolog 1
Exons: 11
Coding region: 37-3285 (1082 amino acids)
Biological process (GO): microtubule anchoring at microtubule organizing center; protein localization to organelle; regulation of microtubule cytoskeleton organization
Cellular component (GO): Golgi apparatus; cytosol
Molecular function (GO): dynactin binding; cytoskeletal adaptor activity; dynein complex binding
Source: RefSeq, a predicted model, not a curated record
CAGGGAGGAGAGGGCAGAGGGAGGGACAGACGAGCGAUGGCUGCCGGAGGAGCAGGAUGCGGGGAUACGGUAGAGGAAUAUCGGGCCGAGGUGGAGCGCCUGACCCGGGAGCUGGCGGAGGCCAACCGCGAGAAGAUCCGGGCGGCGGAGUGCGGACUGGCGGUUCUGGAGGAGAACCAGAGCCUGAAGCAGCAGUACGCCGACCUGGAGGCCGAGCAGGAGGCGCUAAGGCUGGAGCUGGAGCAGCUGCAGGAGGCAUUCGGGCAGGCAUACUCCACCCAGCGUAAGGUCGCAGAGGAUGGGGAGAACAAUGAGGAGACACUGUUGCAGGAGUCUGCCACCAAGGAGGCCUACUUUAGGGGCCGUCUCCUGGAGCUCCAGUUGGAACUGAAUCACAGUCGAGUGGCUGCCUCCAGCGCACAGGCUGACAGUGAGCACCUGAGCAGCGUGCUGCAGGACCUCAGGGAGCAGAGCAAUGAGAUGUUGGAGCUACAGCGGACCCGAAUGCGAGAGGAGAUCAGAGAGUACAAAUUCAGAGAGUCACGGCUUCUCCAGGACUACACCGAGCUGGAGGAGGAGAACAUCUCUCUGCAGAAACUGGUGUCAGCCCUUAAACAGAGUCAGGUGGAGUAUGAAGGCCUGAAACAUGAGAUCAAAGUUCUGGAGGAGGAGACAGAGCUGCUGAACAGCCAGUUACAGGAUGCACUGCGUCUGAAGGACAUCUCAGACGCCCAGCUGGAGGAGGCGCUGGAGUCUCUGAAGAGUGAGCGCGAGCAGAAGAACCACCUGCGAAGAGAGCUUGUGCACCACCUCAGCAUGUGUGAUGUGGCCUACACUGGAAGUGCAAAUCUAAUAUUCUCCUCAGCACCGCCCAGUGGAACUGCUACCCCAACUACUCUGCUCUCCCCAAACACAGAGGAGCCAACAAGAUGUAACGGUCACCUUCAGAGUGGCUCAGGACCAGUGACGGCUGUGGGCUCAGCGCUCAGGGCUAACGGAGAGUGCAGAAGGCAGUGUCUGAAAACUGAGGGGGCCGCCACAUCAGACCUCCUUACUGAGAUGAACCUGACAGAGAUUCAGAAGCUCAAGCAGCAGCUGAUAGCGGUUGAACGUGAGAAAGCAGCACUGAUGACGAGCCUGCAGGAGUCCCAGACUCAGCUGCAGCACACCCAGGGGGCCCUGACCGAGCAGCACGAGAAGACCCUCCGCCUGAGCCAGAAAGUCUCGGCUCUCCGCUGUCUUCAUCGAAGGGUCAGCCAGGAGGCUUGUAGCAGUCCCACCUCUCAACUCAACUGUGAAAGUCUGCUGGUGCUGGAUAGAGACGAUGAGGCUGAGGAGGAAGGAGAAACUGCAGAGGAGAAGAGUAAAAGUCUGGUAUUUUCAUACCAAACACCCAGUCUGGAGAUCUUGCAGUGCAAGUACCGUGUGGCUGUGACAGAGGUGGUGGAGCUCAAGGCAGAGUUAAAAGUGCUCCAUGAGAAGCUUGCUCAGUGUGUGGAGGGAGCAGUGGAGGAGAAGCCAAGGCAAAGCAGUCAGCUCCAGAAGCUGGAGAGACAGGUUGCCUCUCUGGAAAAGAACUGCCGGGAGGGACGGGAUAAGAUUUGUAGCCUGGAGUUUGAAUUGCAGGCUGUUCAGUCAGCAGCCAAUGAGAGCCAAGGGGCAUUGAACGCAGCUCAGGAUGAGCUGGUAACCCUGAGUGAGGAGCUUGCCCAGCUCUACCACCAUGUCUGCCUGUGCAACGAUGAGACGCCCAACCGUGUCAUGCUGGAUUACUACAGACAAGGCAGGGGCCUCAGGGGCCUUAGUUCUAGUCUCAAAGCCAUGUGUACAGACAACAGCAAAGUUCUUCUCACACCACGCCUAGCCAGACGGCUCGCUGCUGUUGCUUCAACAACCUCAACUCCAGGGGAGUCAUGGACGCCCUCGGAGUCUCCAUCCAAAGAGCCCUUACAUGGAGGGAGCCGAAGAGUAGAGAAAGAGGUCCUUCAGGUGCCAUCUGAGCAGAGCCUGCCACCUAGCACACCUCCAACCCGCUCACCUAGCAUCAGUGCCUCUUCAUCAUCAUCGUCGUCUUCAUCACCAGCCAUGGAGCCAGCUGGUGAGCUGCGCAGGGAGCCCAUGAACAUCUAUAACCUCAGCGCCAUCAUCAGAGACCAGGUGAAACACCUACAGCGGGCAGUGGACAGGUCACUGCAGCUGUCCAAACAGAGGACUGCAGCCCGGGAACUGGCUCCUCUCUUGGAUAAGGAUAAGGAAAGCUGCAUGGAGGAGAUCCUGAAGCUCAAAUCUUUACUCAGCACCAAGAGAGAGCAGAUAGCCACUCUUCGACUGGUGCUCAAGGCUAACAAACAGACAGCAGAAGUGGCUCUGGCCAACCUGAAGAGUAAGUAUGAGGCGGAGAAGUCCAUGGUGACCGACACCAUGACAAAGCUGAGGAACGAGCUAAAGGCCCUGAGGGAAGACGCCGCCACAUUCUCCUCUCUGCGAGCCAUGUUUGCUACCAGGUGUGAUGAGUAUGUGACCCAGCUGGAUGAGAUGCAGAGGCAGCUGGCUGCAGCCGAGGAUGAGAAGAAGACUCUGAACUCUCUCCUGCGGAUGGCCAUCCAGCAGAAACUGGCCCUCACCCAGCGUUUGGAGGACUUGGCCUUUGAUCAGGAGCAGUCCCAUCGCACCCGGGGGAGCAGGUUGACCCGUGGGAAAACCAGCACCCCCAAAGUAAGUCCCUCGACUUUGGCGUCAGCCUCCAGUCCUGCUCAAGGGUCCAGUCCAGCUUUGGCCCCUGGCAGUCUCCCUUCUAUCAGCCCCACACCAACUCUUCGCGAUGAUCCCUCUGACCCCCUUAGCCCAGCCACUGCGGCUCUGGCCUCAGCUACCACCUCCCCCACCUCACACGCAUCAUCUCACAGUCCGUCAUUACCAUCGGUUGCCUCGCUGAGUGGCCCUCCAAUGCCAGGGAGCCCCCCUUCUCUGCAGGCCCCCUCGCCUCCCUCAGCACAGACCCCACCCUCAACCCCUCUGAGGGUUUCUCACUCCCAGUGGACGGUGGGGGUGCGGACGUUUGUGGUCGACUCCCACAGUUUCAGCGCGAACAUCUCCCCUGCUCCCGCUCGCCCCUCAGGCCUAUCCAGGCACUGCACUCCACACACUCACACCCCUCCUCCCUCCCCACCACCAGGCCCACCCAGCCAGGAUCUGCUCCCUCCUCCCCCUAUCGGUCCCCCGUUCUGGGUCUCAGACGGUCCACGUGGAGCCCCUCACCUCGAACUCGUCCCCUGCCCAGCAUGACACGCUCUUCCGUCCUUUACACUCCCUCCUCAUCCUCCCCUUACUCCUUCCCUUACUCCCCAUCUUCUUCCCACAGCUAUUCAUCUGCCUAUUACAGCUCCUCUUCUGCUUUCACCCCCUCUAGCUCCUACCUCACCUCUGGCAC